Messenger RNA from Monomorium pharaonis (pharaoh ant), 5889 nucleotides. RefSeq lists its product as uncharacterized. Lineage: Eukaryota; Metazoa; Arthropoda; Insecta; Hymenoptera; Formicidae. The coding region runs from base 992 to 3949 and encodes 985 amino acids. Gene Ontology annotation, molecular function: ATP binding; protein tyrosine kinase collagen receptor activity; collagen binding. The transcript is spliced from 15 exons. Gene Ontology annotation, cellular component: signaling receptor complex. Gene Ontology annotation, biological process: cell surface receptor protein tyrosine kinase signaling pathway; multicellular organism development; positive regulation of kinase activity. The record is from RefSeq and is a predicted model, not a curated record.
AGAAUUGAAAAAAACUUAGAUAAAAAAUAAAUUCUAAUUAUUUCUACAAUAAUUUUAUAAGAGGGAGAAAACUAUAUAUGUUUCAGCCAAACUACAAUCGUACAUGUUAGAGCUUAAUUUCUGCCGUUUUUUAAUCAUUUUUGAGUAUUGUUAGUUUUCCAUAUAUACAUUUCAAACAAUCCUAUUAAAUAUUAUUUUAAGUUAUCAAAAAUUACUAAAUUUGAAUUAGCACUGGAUGAAAAUUCAGUAGCCGUUUCGUUUAUAUAUACCCUGUAUGUGAAAUCAUAUAUUAGUGUAUUGAGUAAGGUAUUUAAUUAAUAGUGCGUUUUGUUUGAAAAAAAAAGAUUGGCCCAUUUGGAGUUAAUGAAAAGCUUUCAUGAUGCCCGUGGAAAAAAAUAUCUCGAUUAUCGGGAAUUUUAUGAUUUUGCGCAGUGAAAGGUCGUCGCUAUCGCCAUUGGCUGCUGGAACGUCACACCCCUUGGCGUUAUCACAUAUCAUCCCCCGUAGGGUCCUUUCCUCCCACGAUAUCCUGCAGUGACCGUGGAGAGCGAUGCCGUGACGAUACCGGUCACUCUUCGCUUGCGCGCGAUUGUCGCGGUGAUGUGUCGUGAGAUCGCAGGGACGUGCCAUGAAGACCGUGUGAAAAUGCGAGCCGAACGGAGCAGCUGAAGCGCCAAACUCGAGCGAUAAAGGUGUAUUAUUGACGCGGACGCACGUGUUACAUUUUAAAUUAUGAGACUGGCCUCGGAGUGUCGGCGGCUUCUCCCGAACGAGACAACAGUCGGGCCAAGCUACGCCGAGUAUCAACAUCCCCACCCUGUGCGAGAGCGAAAAGCUGCAUCACAUCUCGCGGACACCGUCGCCGUCGUUCCGCCGUAAAAUUGCAUCUCUUCCAUCGCGCUUUCGACGGAGCAUCGCGCCGUGACCUCCCCCGCGUGCGAACGGACGAACGGGGAUGAGGGAGUCUCUCGAGCUAUAUUAUGAUUUGUAAAUGCGCACGGUACGCGCCGCGCUAUCGCAACAUAUCAUGGAGACAGUACGCCUUUUGAUAAACGUCCUAAUACUGUUCAGCUGGUGCGCGAAGGGAUCCGUCGGGAACGCUCUCGAAAAAUGUAUUCUUCCGCUCGGCAUGGAAGAAGGAAAAAUCCCGGAUGAAGCAAUCACCGCGUCGUCCAGUUACGAGAUGAAAUCUGUCGGUCCUCAAAAUGCGAGAAUACGGCAGGAAAAGAACGGUGGUGCAUGGUGUCCGAAAGCUCAAAUCAGUAGCGCCAUCCGCGAAUACCUGGAAAUCGAUUUGACGAGAGACCACCUUAUCACGUGGACUGAGACUCAGGGAAGAUUUGGUAAUGGUCAAGGUCAGGAAUAUGCCGAGGCAUUUUUUCUGGAAUUUUGGCGGCACGAAAAAUGGCAUCAGUACAAAGAUUUAAGAGGGAACAAGGUCCUGCGUGGCAACAGUAAUACAUAUCUAGUCGAGAAACAAAAGUUAGAUCUACCAUUCGUCGCAAGUCGAGUAAGAUUUGUUCCUUAUAGUCAGCAUCCUCGCACUGUCUGCAUGCGCGUCGAGAUUUACGGCUGCGCCUGGAAUCAAGGCAUUAUUAGUUACACCGCGCCUAAAGCUGAUACAGAUGGACCUAAUGGAUGUAACGUUGAGGAUAUAUCAUAUGACGGCACGGAAAUCGAGAAUUUAAUGUUGAAUGGACUGGGACAAUUAACUGACGGCAUAAUCGGCAGUGAAACGGAAAUCUUGGAAUCUGACAGAGUAACCAAUUGGGUCGGAUGGUAUGAUCGGGAUAAUGUAGAUAUAUUCUUCGAGUUCCAAUUUUCUCGAAAAUUUAGAAAUUGCACGAUUUACGUGGCCAAUCUGCCCGAUCUAAAUGUUGAGGUGUUCUCGAUGGUACACUUUUGGUUUUCGUCAGAUGGCAAGGAGUACCACGAAAUACCGGAAACAUUUCAAAUAUUUAACGACCCUAAGCUGAACAUCAUUUCUGGUAGCAGCAGCGAAAAGAAUAGCAAAAGUAAAAACGGCGCUUUGAUAUCUAUUCCAUUGCAAUCGAGAAUCGGCAAAUUUAUCAAGAUGGAAAUAAAACCUCAGUCGAAAUGGUUGUUGCUAAGCGAAAUUACAUUUGAGUCAGUUCCAGAUUUAAAAAACAACACUAAUGGAGCAUUGGCACGCUUAUCAUGGACAUUUGCGAAUAGUAACGAGAGCGUGUCCCAGAUAAUCAAUCAGGAUCAGAUCGCGAGAAUAAAACAAAUAGAUGAGAAGGAAACUAAGACCGAGAACGGCGAUCUAGAAACUCAAACUGAUAACAAACUCAGAAGCGAGGCUGGCGACGACAAAAAGAUUAACAUUCAACAUGAAGGUGUGAUGACAGGAAAACCGAAAAUUGACUCGAACGAAACCACGCUGGUAUUAAACGAGUCGAAUUUAACGCCGGAUGCCUUUCCCGUGAACAAUUCAUCGACAUAUAUCGGGCUAAUUAGCGCUGCGUUGACCAUAAUAGUUUUUUUUUCGGGUUGCACGAUCUUUCUGAUAAAGCAAAGGGGCCGUAACAAAGUGGCCCUGUUACAAAAGCAUACCGCGUUAUUAUGCGGCUCGCCGACGCCGGGUAUCACGAUCAAUACGAAGGAUAUCAAAUUACCCACACCGAUUGUGGUAAACAAUCUGUCGCAAUCUCGGCUAUCGUUGAAAAGCAAAAUUGCCUCGAAUAGCGAUUACAAAUUCGGCGAUGGCGAUACGAGCGAGCAGCACAGCAUUUACGAGAGGAUUAAUAAAAUAUCCCCAGAACCAUAUGUUAAAUGUGAAGCGAGAUCUAAUAAAACGGAACAUUUUGAUAGUAAAACCAAUGAAAACUUUACCGAUGAAACACGAGUGGAAUGCGUAAUGCCAACAAUGUCGAAAAAACUGAGUCACUCGCAAAUUGGAAAAAUUAAUCAGAGAGUAUACGAGAGUUAUUACGCGGCUACGGAUAUAUUGACGAUCAAAAGACGCGAUCAGCAUCCUGUCGUGAGUCUGUUUACGCCGCUGCUUAUUCGGGAUUCCAUCGUAUCGUACAAACGCGGAACUUACGAUGUUCCGCGCAUUUCUCGACAUAGAUUAAGAAUUCUCGAUAAGCUUGGCGAAGGAAAUUUUGGCUUGGUUCACCUAUGUGAAGCGAAAGGUAUACAAAAUCCAGAUCUAGGCAUUCUUCAAAAUCGUCAAGUAGUUAUAGUCCGAUCCUUAUGGCGCGGCGUGGUUGACGCUUUAAGGGAGGACUUUAUGAACGACAUGCAUAUCUUGGCUGAAAUACGGGACGUCAAUAUCGCCAGGAUAAUCGCGAUUGUCGAGGAGGAACCUUUUAGUGCCAUUUUCGAAUACGGAGAACUCGGGGAUCUAUCAAGUUUCCUAAAAAGUCGCGAUCGCGACGCGCCAAUAAGUUACGAAUGUUCCUUAAAUCUGGUGACGCAAAUUGCUUCGGGUAUGAAGUAUCUUGAAAGUUUGAACGUACCGCAUUGCGAUCUAGCAGCCAGGAAUUGUAUUGUUUGUAAAGAUCUACUGAUUAAAGUAUCCGAUCAGGCCAUGUACUGCAGUAAAUACGACAGCGAGUAUUAUAUCGACGAGUGUUAUGCGAAAAUACCAUUACGUUGGAUGGCAUGGGAAGCAGUCCUAUCGGGAAAACGAAGCUGUCAAUCCGAUGUUUGGUCAUACGGCGUAACGGUUUGGGAAGUGCUGACGCGCUGCGAGGACAUACCGUAUGCUGACCUGACCUCGGAACAGGUGUUGGAGAAUUGUGGCCUAUGGUACUCGUUGGACAACGGCGGUAAGAAGAAAUGUCCGCGGAUCCUCGAGCAGCCGGUGUUUUGCGCAGACGAUCUGUACCGGCUGAUGCUGCGAUGUUGGUGCAAACUUGCGGAGGAUCGACCCAGUUUCCAGGAGAUUUACUGCUACCUCAAGAAGCUGACUCUGGAUUAAGUGUGUGCGCAAAUGCAAAUGCAUCUCUGCCGAAAGAGCAUAUGAAAAACAAUUCAUGCUCCAGCAGCAGCAACAGCAACAGCAACAACAGCAGCAGCAGCGGCGGCGCGGACCAAAUCAAUUACAAUCAGCUAAGAAGCAUCCUUCUUUCUUGAUCGCUUUCGCAGAUGGCUCGAAUUAACCGAGCGAAUUGAAUCGAAUCGAGGAGUCGUGAAUGCCUAAACACUACAACAGGAUGCUCUCUGGCCACUAAAAUUACUGCUCAACUAGAUUUAUCUAAUUUUGAUUAUAUAAGUAAGUGUAGGCUAAAACAACGUAAACGAUAAAAUUUAACGCCGCGGAUAAUCGCAAAUUUCUCGUAUAAUAAUAUUCUAAACGUAUGUCGAGGAAUAAUCUGUGAGGAAUAAUGUUUCGACGAUUAUUUCCAUAACAAUCAAUAUUCACGAGAAAUAUGUGAUUUCGCGAGCGAAUAAGAGAGAUUCACAUCUAUUUACUAAUUUAUUACUUUACAUAUCUUUCCUACGCUUAUACAUAUACAUAUAUAUGUGAUACUCAUUAUCGUUUUUACUGUUAAAAAAUAUCGUUCCAUUUCUUCUAUAUCUAUUGUCCAAGUAGCCGAGAUCGCAAUAAAAUGACGACAUGAAUAAGCUUUCCGAACGAAACUCGUCGCAAUUUUGCUAGAGUUUUCACAGAUUCUACGUAAAGCUUUAGUCACAUUUUGUCGAUCGGUUACUUUAUAUCGUCAAGAUUCGUUGCAUGUAGCCGAAGCAAAAUAAUAUAAGAAAUCGGCAUAAACGAGCGUAAUACUCGAAUUACGUCGAAGAAUGACAAUCAGUUUUGCUCAUCUAUUUAUAUGUAAUACUUAUUUUACGAUGUGGCAAUUGCAUUGCCACUUACCCAUGAAACCGAGACAAGACCGAGAAUAUGUUUAGGAACAUAGGCGAACAGUAAUCACAUCGCGAGCACAACAAAGACCGACAACGAGCGAGGAGAAUAAUAGAGAUUUCGUGCUCGAUUCUUUGUUUUCAAUCUGCCGAGAAUUAUUACAUAAAUUGUAUCGAUUGCUCGUUCCUCUAUUUUGAUGUAUGCAACAAAUGCAUUCGCCGAGCAUUCAAUUGCAAUUUCCUUUCCAUUUAUCUCCAGGCCCUGGCGGUACGAAAUUCGCCGAAAUAUCAAUUUAGGCUGUUUUUAUUUCUACCGUUUUAAAACAGUUAUUGUCCUCGUUCGUUGUCGGUCUUUGUUGUGCCUGCGUUAUUUAUUACUGUUUACCUAUGUCCCUAAACAUGCUCUUGUGUCGGUUUCACGGGUAAGUGGCAAUGCGAUUGCCACAACGAAAUAAUAUCAACGAUAUACUCGUAUUGAUCGAUUCAGCUUGUCUAUCUUAGAAAGAGGGCGGAUCGUUUGAUCUUUAAUCAAAUUUCGCAAUGACGCAAGAUUUUUAAAUAGAAAUAAUCUUCAUAUUAUAUAUAUCCUUUCUUAUAUAUAUGUAUACUUAAGCUAAGUCAUCUCCAAUUUUAUUCGGAAAUACAUAAUAUAUAUAUAAUUCGCGGGAUGUAUUUGGAACGAAGGUGCUCUUUACGAAUCACGUUAUUGCGUUAUUAAUUUUUCCAUUUUAAGAAUAGGGAUGUAUUUAAUCAAUUUCUGUGCCAAAUAGUUACGAUUCCGAAAGAAUGUGUUUCAGCGAAUACGUAUUUGGUUUAAAUGGAUAUAUAAUAAGGUUUACAAAGCAUACUUCCAUUUUAAGAUACACCCCGUGCGGAAUAAGUAAUGCGAGUUGUUAACUAGCAAUGAAAAAAGGAGCAAACGAGCAAAAAACAAGAAUCAAUUAUGAUUAUUCGAAACAACAACGACGAUAAUAACGAUUAUGGUAAACGUACAAUUUUAGAUUAUAUAUGUUUAUAACAGAUGUAACGUUUAAUUAAAUCAAAUUUGUAAUAUCA